AUGUUUUUACGACGAACUCGCGCGCUUGACGCUGCACGAAAGCACAUCGAGAGGAUCAAGAAGGGCGCCGCCGUUCGACAACCCGCCAAUUCUUUUUGUCGACCAGCUUUCCUUUCUCGGUCUCGGGCCGUUGCCGCACGACCACGCACCCGAUUCUCGGGUGCUUUUGUCUCAGCGCCAGCGCCACGAGUUCCCGCUACGACUACAGCAGCGAUACCCUCUUCCGGGGGGGUUUCGCCUUCUCGAAUACCGACCCCGCCAAAGUCGACACGUCGAUGGAAGCCGCUAAGGAAGGCGCAAGCUGGCAGGGCCCGUGGUCAAGUGACCGCAACCCGUCAGCUACGCUCCUGCCUGCGUUCUUCUCAGGCCAACGCAACAGCCCUCCGCCGCUCGAAGAGGGUCCAUUUCGAAAAUGACGCCGUUACCACGGUCGUCGUCCGGUUCUUUGAACCGGAAGACGGCCUUGGUGAUCGUGUCAUCAAUCGCACUUCGGAAUCCUGUGCGCCCGAUUACACUGAACGAGGUGAGUUACGCUCCUGGACUGCUAACGGUUUGACGUACUGGCAACGGGAGGACGCCAACUGGAUGGGACCAGAUACUGCUGGCAGUUUUGGCCCUGACGGACCCCCCCGUUGCCCGUACUGCCUUUAUAACCAAAACGCAGGCAAUUUCAUGACGACGGAUUACGUGGAUGAGGUUAUGGAUUCCUUGUCCAAAGAGGAAUUCUGCGCUCAGUGGUGGAUCGAUUGCGACACGCUGAGAUGCGAGGAACAUGAGAAGGGUUGA
Messenger RNA from Venustampulla echinocandica, 786 nucleotides. RefSeq lists its product as uncharacterized. Lineage: Eukaryota; Fungi; Ascomycota; Leotiomycetes; Helotiales; Pleuroascaceae. The record is from RefSeq and is a predicted model, not a curated record. The transcript has 2 exons. The coding region runs from base 1 to 786 and encodes 261 amino acids.